CCGGCGCGCAGCCACACGCCUCAGCCGCUGCACCGCGGGCGCGGGCCGCCGCCCGCCAUCCCCCACCCCGGGCCGUUGGGCGGGAAGGCGCCCGCCGCCGCCGCCGGGUGCCCUGGCGGAGGGGGCGCGGGACCGCUCCCAGGCGGCCCCCGCGCCGGGCUCCCUCCCGGCCUCUCGCGGCACCUCCCUCCCUGCCUCCGCCCCCUGCGCCGCGUCCAGCGGCUGCCAAAGCUGCCGGGGCCGGCUGAGGCGCCUCCUGCGCCCAGUGUCGAGCGGGAAGGGCGGCGGGGCGGUAGGGCACGGCACGGCACGGCACGGGCGCUCCCCCGGGGCCAGGUGAGCGGCUGCUCGGCCGCGGGCGGAGAGGGCUAGAGGGCGAGGAGGGACUGGCAAAGUGGCCGGCUGUGGAGGUGGGAGUCGUCCUGAGUUGCUGGGCUGAGAAUGGUUGCUUGGAGAAAGCAGCACUGCUGUGUUGGCAGAAUCCAGGAUAUUUUACUGAAAUUCAGGAUUGCUCUAGCUGUCCUUUUACUUCAUUUGUUCCUGGCUACAGCAGGCAAAGAUCAGGAGGAUUUCCUGGGACGAUACAAAGCGGUUUUUAGGACUGAAUGUGAAGAUCCGUGGAUUCUGUCACCGAGAAUUUCUCUGCUUCCUUUGAAAGAAUUCAUUGUCUGUGUGCACCUCAAGCUAAAGUCCUCAGAUAGUCCGUGGACAGCGUAUGUAUAUAAUCAAGAAACACCUCACAGUAAUCUCUCAGCAAAUAAAUAUGAUCUUGGACUUAUGGGAGAUCAUGAUAAAUUGAGAAUAUGGCUGUUUGGGAAUCAAAUAAAUAUGACAGACAUGCUUCGUGAAAAUACCUGGUAUAAAAUAUGUGUCCAGUGGAAAAGUGAAGAUAAGGAGGUGAAGUUAUUCGUAAAUGGAUUGAAAAAAGGAAACAAAAAGCUAGCUGAGAAAAUGAGUCUCCCUGGAAAAGGGCAGUUCUUACUUGGCUGUUCAAAGCUGCCAGGUACAGCUACAUCACCCAACAUGGGAAUGACUGGGGAGCUAUACAUGUUCAGAAUGUGGGAUAAAGCAGAUAUAGAACAUUCCCUGAACUGCAAAGAUGGCAGUAUUAUAGGCUGGAGAAAAAAGGAUUGGGUCUAUAAGAAGACAAUAGAAGAGGAUAACUCUUUGCCUUGUUAUACAGAAGGAACUACCAGACCUACAGAUGCUGUAAAUUCAGGAGCAUUAGCUGCAGCAACCGUUGCUGCUAUGUCUUCAGAAGAAACUGCACAAACUGCAGACACUCUUAGUACCACUGAUUAUUAUUCCACCAUAACACCAGAAACUAUGCCAAGAGAAACCAUUUUAUGCAAUACAUCGACUGUCUGUAAUUUUUCAGUGUUCUAUGUGGGCAAGGCAAAACUUCAGGCGAGUGAAGAAAGCAGUAACACGUCACUAAAUGUAGAAAUAAUUAAUAACAUAACCAUCAGCAAUCACGUUGCAAAAUUAAUUCCAAUUGUGGCACCUACCCUGCAAGAAGUGAAAAUUUCAGAGUUCAACAAAACCUUGCAAGAAGUAAGUGAGUCCUCUGUUAUGGAAUGCAGAGCAGAAAACCAGAGUAUACAUUGCGAUUUCAUAAUAAAGCUGGCUAAGAAAGAGAAUAUAAGCAGUUUAACAGACAAAACAAAAAUAAGUCAAAUUGAUCAGUGCUGCUGUUCAUCACUGAAGUAUUGUUCCUUGACUGCUGAAGAAUUACGGAAGUAUACUAUACAAGUGCCAUCUCAUUCUAUAUGGGCUCCUUUCUCUCUUACUCCUUUUCCCCCUAAAAGGGCUGCUUUUCCUUCUCUCACAUCUAAUACUUUUCUUUACCCCACUUCACUUUCUACCAAACAGGACCCCCUAAUUAAACCACCGACUGCACCAUUCACAGAAAUUUCUACUUCUGGAUCUCUCUCCACAUCUCCCACUACAAGUCCUCUCUCUGAACCUUUUACCACAUCUACCACUGAAACUUCUCUGCCUUCCACCAGUGUUACCACUACACUUUCCUCUUCUGAGUCUUUUGCUCAGACUUCCUUGCUAACUUUUCCGUACACGCCUGCAUCAAAAUCUGGCACUAAUGUUGCUCUCUCAAUUCAGUCUGAUUCUAUAUAUCCUAGAAAGCUGAUCAGAAACAUUUCUCCUGCUGUAGGUUUCACUAAACCUACAACAGUUUCCUCUUCUGAGCUUCCCCCCACACCUCCAAUAGCAAUUCCCCUCUCUGAGACUACCACCAGCUCUAUCACACAAAUUCUUCCUGCUACAGAUUCUAUCAAACCUAUCUCCAUUAAUAAAAGUGUUACCACCGCACCUAUUCUUCCUUUUACUCCUUUCACAACAUCUUUGAUCCCUGCUGUUAGUCCUGUCAAACAUUCUGUCUCAGCUUCUUCUCAUCCUCGUUUUACUGAUGAUGGCCAUGGUAGCCUGCCUAAUGGAAGCACAGAAAAGAUACUAUCAGCUACUGCAUAUACAACUUCCAUGUAUACCACCGUUAAUAUCACCACAGCUGAGCAAAUCGUGUCCAAAAUAGAAAAGGAUUUAGCAGCUGGGAAAGUAGAGCCAAAAGAUGUAGAAAGGAUGGUUAGUGAAGUUAGCAAAAUCUUGACUGCUUCUCAACCAUUACCACCCCGAAUUUCUAACAGAAUAAUAAAACUUGUGGAUUGUAUUGGCUUAAAAUUGAACUUUUCAACAAAGUCUGCUGAUUUUGCCUCCCCUUCCUUGGCUCUGGCAGUUGUCAAAACCAACAGCAUCCGCUUCAGCCAAAUGUCUUUUGCUGUCCAGGACUCAUCUGAUCUCCAGAUCUCUCUAGGUACUGAAGCACUUCAUGACUUAAAUAAUCUUGGAUCAAUUACACUUCCUUCAUCAUUGCUGACAAAUUUACCUCCUGAAGAGUUGGACUUGGCUUCUAGAAUUAUAUUCAACUUUUUUAAAAAGACCACUGUGUUCCAGGAUCCCUCCUUGAAGAAUGCAUCUUUAAUUAGCAAUGUUAUAUCAUCAAGUGUGGCUAACCUCACACUUGGCAACUUAAAGGCAAAUGUUACUGUCACUUUACAGAAUAUCAAACCCAACCAGGAUAAUUCAACAGUUAGAUGUGUUUUUUGGGACUUUAAUAGAAAUGGUGGACAUGGAGGCUGGUCAUAUGAAGGCUGCAUAGUUAAAGAAAGUAGAGCAAAUGAAACAGUCUGUUCAUGCAACCACCUCACAAGCUUCGCAGUUUUGAUGAACGUGUAUGGAAAUACUCCUUUAAAUCCCACACAAGAAUUGGUACUGACUUUUAUAUCCUAUAUAGGCUGUGGCCUCUCUGCAAUUUUUCUUUCUAUUACUCUUGUGACCUACAUAGCCUUUGAGAAAAUCCGGAGAGACUACCCCUCCAAAAUCCUUAUUCAGCUGUGUGCUGCAUUACUUCUGCUCAACCUAGUUUUCCUCCUUGAUUCAUGGAUUGCUUUGUAUGAUACACGAGGCUUAUGCAUUGCAGUUGCUGUAUUUCUUCACUAUUUCCUGUUGGUUUCCUUCACUUGGAUGGGCCUAGAAGCUUUCCAUAUGUAUCUUGCCCUUGUGAAAGUCUUUAAUACCUAUGUACGGAAAUACAUCCUUAAGUUUUGCAUUGUUGGUUGGGGGGUACCAGCAGUGGUUGUGGCCAUUGUGUUGGCAGUGUCACCAGAUAAUUAUGGGCUUAUAUCCACUGGAAUGUUUUCAAACAACAGACCAGAUGAAUUCUGCUGGAUUAAAAGUAGAAUAGCCUUCUAUAUUACUGCUGUGGGAUACUUUUGCGUGAUAUUCCUGAUCAAUAUCAGCAUGUUCAUUGUUGUGCUGGUCCAGCUGUGUCGCAUCAAAAAGAAAAAACAGCUUGGCACUCAGAGAAAAACCAGUAUUCAAGACCUCAGGAGUGUUGCUGGUCUCACAUUUUUGUUGGGAAUUACUUGGGGAUUUGCCUUCUUCACAGUAAAUGAGGUAUUUACAUACCUCUUUACCAUUUUCAACACUUUGCAAGGGUUCUUCAUUUUUAUCUUCUAUUGUGUAACAAAGGAAAAUGUUCGUAAACAGUGGAGAAGAUAUCUUUGUUGUGGGAAAUUCAGGCUAGCUGAAAACUCUGACUGGAGUAGAACUGCUACUAAUGGUUUAAAGAAGCAGACUGUAAAUCAAGGAGUAUCCAGUUCUUCCAAUUCCUUACAAUCAAACAGUAACUCCACUAAUUCUACAACACUGCUAAUGAACAAUGAUUAUUCAGUGCAUGCAAAUGGCAAUGGCCAUCUUCCCAGUGAGAAGAAUGGCGUUUCAUUCAGUGUGCAGAAUGGUGAUGUGUGUCUCCAUGACUUCUCAGGCAAACAAGUUGUAUUUCAAGAAAAGGAUGAUACAGGCAGUCAAAAAAGCCAUAUCUCGCUCAGAAGGACCUCAAAGAGGGGAAGCAUAACUUUUAUUGAGAAAAUGUGAUUUCCUUUUAAACAGUACAUUGUUCUACAGUGUGAAGUACAGAUUUACUUUAACAGUUUUACAUAAUGUGAGAAGACCAGAAACUGAUUUUAUUUAAUAUAUGGUACUGGAACUUCAAGGCAGCCAUGUAAUGGAUUGACAAGGACAAUUACUUAAAAGAAAAAAGAAAAAAGAAAAAGCUGCUAUUUAACAAGGUACUUCAGAUGUCAAAUUACAGCUGACACAUUUCCAUUUUGAUUCUUCAUUGGCCAGCUUUGAGGGGUUUUUUUUUACAUUUAAAGGAAAAUGGUUUUUAGACUUUUUUCAGUACAACUGAGUUAGUUUAUCUGGAUAUAGUACAUAGUAGUAUUGUAUAAAUGUAGGAAAUUACAACCUAUGCAUACAAAGGAUGUUAUCUUUAAAAAUGUUAGCUACACUGUCUCCUUCAACUUUAUGUAGAUUAUAGUUGCAUAGUCUAUAGUGCUGUACAUAAGCAGAAAAAUAUCUACCUUUAAGCAUCUUAAUGAUACUUUUAUAUUUAUUUCUUGUAAUAUAAAUUUAAAUAUUCCUUUGUAUAGAAAAAUAAUUGGUAUUUUGUUUUAACUUUUAUUGUAGUUUGCAGGUGCCUUUAAUUGAAGUAAUUAACCUUGAUACAGAAGCUAAUUUGUUCAGUAAGUGAAAUCACUUAUAGUGGUUUAAAUAUGCUCACUAGAUACAGAACUGUAAGUAUGAACAUGAUCAGUCUUGAACUUUAGUGGCCUCUUACUGCAAUGCGGAGGGAUAGAGGCUGGGUAUCAUCAAAGCAGAGUGUCAAGAGCAAGGGAGUGAUAAAUAGAGUAGACAUUAGGUUAUUAAAUACACCUAAGUUACGUUAGUGGCUCGACUACGUCAUGGGAUUUUUUGCCAUUGAUUUCAGCAAGGUCAGUAUUUUAUCCUGAGUGGUUGUUACAGAGAUUAAACACACUGCUGUUUCUCAUCUGCAGUCAUUAACUAGAGUAGUGUUAUUUUUUUAAGAAAAAAAAUUACAGGAAAUAAAUGCUACCUGCUAUAUUUAGUAGCCAAGCAAAUUGUUGUUUUUGUUAUAUGGUUGGUUUUCUAAGGGGCAGCUCACGAGCUUUAAUGAAUAUUUCUGCUUGUACUUUGGUCCUUGCUUGGCCAACCAAAUUCUGGGGCCCUAGCUCAGUAAAUUCCCAAAGCAAAAUUUCAUUCCCUUUGUGGAAUUUGCCUCAAAAAGGAGGGCUGGAUUUUGGCUCUUCAUGCGUAACAGCUGAAAGUAGGUAGAGCCCAUACAAUGUUGUGAAGAUUCCCCCUAAACAGCAGUGAGCUUUGGGACAUUAGUGAGCAGUGGUUGUGCACGGCCCUGACACAGUUGGGAAGCUCUCGACAUUUUUUUUCUGCUUGUGUUCUUGGACAAAGACUGAACGCUCCUGGAGCUCUUAUGCAUGGGAGCAAGAGCUAGAACAAGUCAGUGUCACUGCAGUGUGCCAGACCCUAUAAAGGAGAUUAUUUGAGGCAGACACAUGCUGGAAGGUAGCAAGUGCUUGGCUUUCUCAGAGGGCUUGGAGGGAGCCCUGGAAACCCUGUUCUCAGCAGAAAGCAUCAGUUACACAUCUCCUAUCUGGGGCUCUGUUGUAGUUUGGCAACUGAACCUCUGAAGCACUCAAACCCUCUUGUGGUUCUAUAUGUAAUGUAUGGUUUUUUUGGUCACCUAUGUCUGAUACUACUCUGAAUAUACUUUUAAAGUAUUUGAAGUAUUUGUUGUGUUUAUCCACAAGGUUUUAACUACAUGUUAAAAAAGAUUGUACUGGAAUGGUAGUAGUUGGAGUGCAUUUCUGUGAAUGCUUUAACUUUUGGGCUAAUUGCCUUUGCACUGUUUCUUGUAAAUUUAUUUAAUGUUCUUGUAUUUAUAUUUUCAAUUGUAAAAAAUAAUAAAUUUAUAGCAAGUAUAACACAUAAGAUAUAUAAA
This is a messenger RNA of Dromaius novaehollandiae (emu), 6394 nucleotides long. It is a transcript of the gene ADGRG2, whose product is annotated as adhesion G protein-coupled receptor G2. Gene Ontology annotation, cellular component: plasma membrane. Gene Ontology annotation, molecular function: G protein-coupled receptor activity. Bases 442 to 4449 code for a protein of 1335 amino acids. The record is from RefSeq and is a predicted model, not a curated record. The transcript has 28 exons. NCBI's taxonomy places the organism in Eukaryota, Metazoa, Chordata, Aves, Casuariiformes, Dromaiidae. Gene Ontology annotation, biological process: adenylate cyclase-activating G protein-coupled receptor signaling pathway; cell surface receptor signaling pathway.